UUCAUCGGGCAGUAUGGCGAUCGAGGGGAGAUACCAUUAGUAACCUUCGCUCUGAACGUCGAUGAUCAGAUUUACUUCUCCGAUUACAAACCCCGAGCAGAAGCAGGUAAGAUCGCGCGUCGUCCAGUCAUGUUAUCCAUGAACUCCAACGAGUUUUCAUCCCUGCUUCCUUGGCCGUCUAAAAGCCUCGAAAAUAGCUAUGAUCAAAAGGCAGUGAAUACAGGAAUGAUUCCUUUCGCUGUGUACUCGUUACUCAACUCAACGACUUAUCGAAGCAGAUUGCACAUACCAGUCUACCGCUUUCAGAACGCAGCCGAGUUUCCGAAUUUGAAAUACUACAAAUGGCUUGGAGCGUAUCAUGGUGCCGAAACACCAUUGGUAUUUGGAAGUUAUGGGUUGUUGGAUCAUGUCUCGAAAACCACGGACUUUCAGGUUGAAGUCAGCCACCUGCUGCAGGAUCAUGUUCUUGCUUUCCUCGAAGACCCGUGCGGUGGCCCUGAGAAGUUGGGAUGGGAGCCGAUGGCAACUAGUGACGUCUAUGGCGGCUUUCUUCGUCGCUUUGGAGGAUCUAGUGGGAAGGCAACUGAGAGGAUCAGUGGCAAUGAAGUGGAUGGCGUAUGCUCAGGAGCUCAAGAGUACGAGACGUUUCCGUAG
Molecule: messenger RNA, 654 nt
Organism: Fusarium redolens
Lineage: Eukaryota; Fungi; Ascomycota; Sordariomycetes; Hypocreales; Nectriaceae
Exons: 1
Source: RefSeq, a predicted model, not a curated record